Messenger RNA from Diceros bicornis minor, 820 nucleotides. RefSeq names its product chromosome 24 C14orf132 homolog (gene C24H14orf132). The coding region runs from base 175 to 426 and encodes 83 amino acids. Lineage: Eukaryota; Metazoa; Chordata; Mammalia; Perissodactyla; Rhinocerotidae. The record is from RefSeq and is a predicted model, not a curated record. The transcript has 2 exons.
GCCGAGGGUGCCGCGCGGGCUCCGAGCGCGCCGUCUCACUGGGGCUGGUGAGGUUGGCGCCGCCGCCGCGGGGGUCCAGGGGGUGCCUGCUCGCUGCUCGGUCCGCUCCCAGCCAGCAGUGCAAGUGGCUGGACCCGCAGCAGCGGCAGCAGCAGCCGCGGGAGCAGCGACACCAUGGAUCUGUCCUUUAUGGCCGCGCAGCUGCCCAUGAUGGGGGGAGCCUUCAUGGACUCGCCCAACGAGGACUUCAGCACCGAGUACUCCCUCUUUAACUCCUCCACCAAUGUCCACGCGGCCUCCAACGGCCAGGGCCAGCCCGAGGAGCCCCCGCGGUCCUCCAACGACGCCGUCUUGCUCUGGAUUGCCAUCAUAGCGACGCUGGGCAACAUUGUGGUGGUGGGGGUGGUGUACGCCUUCACCUUCUGAGGGCCGGGGCGCCCGGGAGCUCCAGGCCGGCUCACCCUGCUCCGUCGCUGUUGGCCUUUGGCUGCACCCACGUUCUAGAACCAGGAGCAGCGACGAUGCGUCCGGAAUUUCCCCAAGCAGACUUGAGUUCAGAUAUUCCAUGCUGUGGUCAAGCUGAUCCAGAAAACAUGGGAGCAUGGGCUUCCAGCCCCCGGAGGCAAGACAGGGCAAAGUCUUCAAGGAACAGAUUGGAGAAUUCUUGAAACUCCAUUCCAAGAACAUGAGACCAGAGGGAACAGCCAGUUAGGUUUAAAAUAUGGUUGGACGAUGGCUCGCUGGCAGUAAAUAAUCACUUGUGUGUCUUGUUUUUAUGCAGACUUACCACAGCUGGUGUGUGGGGUGCCGGGCAAGAGCA